CGGUCGAUGUUUGCUAUUGGUUACCCCUUUUGUAAAUCAGUAUGUGAAUGAAUGCGCUGAUUUCCGGUAACCGAGCAGUCGCUAAAUCAAUACUAGUCUAAUUGGAGCUGCUGUGAUUUUUGUUCUGUUUGUCUCAGUGUCAUAUCAGGUUCUGCCACCUUUCAUCCUGGAGAGUAAAUAAAGGCAAUGUCUGUUCAACAGCUGCCAGCGGUAGACAUCAGGAACUGCAGGGAACCAGUUUUAGGAACUCACAGGAUUCCAGAGAAGCACAGUAUCAUUAAUAUUGAGAAACACGUGAAAUGGAUUACGGAAUUCCAGCAAAUUCGCAACUUUUAUUCCGAGCAUGUGAUGAGGGUGAUUACGAGUGUGCCAGACGAAUCCUAGAACCAGGUGCAGCUGAAACCGCGACACCGGGAAGGCUCCGUUCCGAUGUGGUCUCCGAGUGCAACGCAGACAGCUCGGGCCCCAGGUCAGCUUCGCUUGUCCCGGUUGAUUGCACAGAUGAAGAAGGAAACACAGCGCUCCAGUUCGCAGCUGCUAGUGGACACGAUAAUCUAGUUCGGUUCCUGCUAAGGAAAGGAGCUUCGGUGGACAGCCGGAAUCACUAUGGUUGGACCCCGCUUAUGCAAGCAGCAAGAUUUGGCCAUUUGAAUGUUGCCCACAUGUUGUUGGAAAAUGGUGCUGAAAUAAAUGCCAGAAAUAGAAUCGGGGCCAGCGUCCUUACAAUGGCAUCAAGGGGUGGUCACGUCAGUGUUGUGAAACUGUUAAUGGAGAGUGGAGCCUUUGUCGACGAUUACGAUCAUUUGGAUGUUAACAUGGGGAAUAACAACAAUAACAAUACCAAAGGAGAAUUCCCAGACAUCACUGCCCUGAUGACUGGAGCACAGCACGGGCAUGAAGCCGUCGUGAGGUUGUUGCUGGAGUGGGGUGCGGAUCCAAAUUACUGCAUCAAAACAACAGGAUGGAGCCCACUUAUGCUGGUAACACUUAAUGGGAAAGUAAGUGUGGCACAGCAGCUAGUGGAACGAGGAGCAGACCCAGACAACAAAAAUGUGCUGGCUAAAACCUCAUUUGAGAUUGCACUGAACUAUAAACAAAAGGAGAUGACAAAUUACCUGGAUGCCAUAACCACUAUCCGCCCACAGUCAGGAGAAGAGAAGAGGAGGCCAGAUGUCUUUCAUGCUCUGAAACUUGGAAACUGCCAGUUAGUUAAGGAGAUCUUAGAUGAAGAUCCUGGCCAGGUGAACAUUGCUAAUCCUGAUGGCGCCUCUCCCCUGAUGAUCGCUGCAGUGAAUGGGCAGCUGGAUGUUGUUCAAUUGCUUGUGGAUGGAAAUGCUGACAUUGACAAGCAGGACAGUGUUCACGGGUGGACAGCACUGAUGCAAGCUACAUAUCACGGGAAUAAAGACGUUGUUAAGUAUUUGUUAAAUCAAGGUGCUGAUGUCAAUCUUCGGGCCAAAAAUGGAUACACGGCAUUUGAUCUAGUUAUGCUGCUUAAUGAUCCAGAUACAGAACUUGUGAGGUUGCUGGCCUCUGUGUGUAUGCAAGUAGACAAAGACAAGGGCAAGCAGAAAUCCAAGUCAUCACUACCACGCUCAAAAAGCAGGCUGUCUUUAAACAUACCUGUGCCUCCGGAUGAUAAAGGGGGGCUAAAGUCCUGGUGGAACAGAAUGUCCAAUAGGUUCCGGAAGCUCAAGCUGACUAGGACACUGAGGCACGGCUUCUCCACUAGUCGUCUGGCACCGUUUCCAGAUGAUACUGAUGUGUCCCUAGAUUCUACAAUGAAGGCAGACCAGAAGAACAGUGGGAACAAUGGACCGAUAGUGCUGCCUCCACUCUUAGGAACUGCUGACAUGACCACAGCCUGGGCAGUGAAAAGCAAAGAUAGCGGACUUGGCAGUACUAGCACAGAAAAGGAUGAUACCCUAAUAACAACUAUGCUCAGAAACGGUGCUCCCUCCACCCGACUCCCCAACGACAAGCUGAAAGCUGUGAUUCCUCCAUUCCUUCCUCUCUCAAACUUCGAACUGUGGGACUCUGACCGGUCGCGGAUCAACAAAGAAUGCAAGAGCGAACAAACAAGGCACUCCAUGCCACAGAGACCUGGUAAAGGCAACUUCAACAGCAGCGGAAACUCUGACAUAACGUCUGUUAGCCGUGUUGUGGCCAGGCCAAUUAAGUUUCCGAGUAUUGUCAGAAGUCCAUCCUCUCCUUCAAACUCUGGCAAUUUCAACUACUCCCCUCACUCUUCAGGAGGUUCCAAUGGUAUAGCUGGCAUUAACAGGCAUGGAGGUGAUCCACAUAAUCGAUCAGGUGGCAGUGCUGAUAGUGUCCUAUCACAGAUUGCAGCCCAAAGAAAGAAGGCAGCUGGUUUGUCGGAACAGAAAGCUCCCACCUUGGACAGCCAGACACCCACAGUUCCAGAUAUCAGCUUGCCCAGCCUGCAUGGUACCCACAGCUUAGUGGGCAGCAGCUGUCACAGUGAAAAGAAAUCGGACAACAGAAAGAGGCCUCAGUCUGGGACCUCCUCCACGUCCAAGAGCACCUCUCCCACGCUGACCCCUUCAGCCUCCCCCACUCCUAAAGGCCCCCAGGCAGAGUCCUCCUUAUCCUCCUCCUCCUCCAAUCGACGCUCCAAGAGCAGCGGAGGCUCAAGCAGUGGCACCAUCACCGACGAAGAUGAACUCUCUGGGAUCCUAAAGAAGCUUUCUCUGGAGAAAUACCAGCCAAUAUUUGAAGAGCAAGAGGUGGACAUGGAAGCAUUCCUCACACUCAGUGAUGGGGAUUUGAAGGAGCUGGGUAUAAAAACAGAUGGGCCUAGACAACAAAUCUUAGCAGCCAUCUCGGAGUUAAAUGCUGGAAAGGGCAGAGAAAGACAGAUUUUACAAGAAACUAUUCACAACUUCCAUUCUUCCUUUGGGAGCAGUGCCAGCAAUCCUCGACCACCUGGUUAUCCUCGCUCACCAGCAGGCUGGGUUAGACAACAAGUGCGGACGUCCAGCAAGAGGUAACACUCAACAGGACCAAGCCCCUGCGGGGAAAUUGUGAAAUCAGAGUUAUGGGUAAUGGAGCCCAGGUGAAAGGAAGACUGCUCUCAAGCUCUUCUCAACGCCAGUGUUUCAGUGCAUGAGACUGUGCAGGAAGACACUGAAGAAAGCCUCCAAUGUGACUGCAUGCCCAGACAAGAUUAAGGACGUGGACAUCUCCACCUGUAUUGGAUACAAAUAACAGCUACAGGUGGUGCAGGAUUGUCAUUUUUGGAAGAACUUGUAACAGAGUGCUAAGGAAUGUUCUGCAUCACAAUAAUAAUAAAUAAGAUGAGAGGUGGUGUUGGUAAGGAAUUCAGGAAAACCUGGAUUUGGUCUUUUAGGGUUCUUUUGAAGAAACCAGCACAAGUGAAAAGACUAGCAAGAUACAAAUGAUCCUUAGCGGCUAAGUGAACAUGGCAGAAGACAGCCUUUGAAACACACCCUGGGGGAACCGCCACAGGAAUGCUAUGAUGUAAUAUGAGCAUCAAAAUAAUGAUCUACAAUCACAAGUAUACAUAAUGCUGUAUUAUAAAAGACACUGUUCUGUGACAUUAUUUGUUUUCUGAUGGGCUCCCCUUCCUUUUUGCUAACUAUUCUUUGUUGUAGCUGACCCAUAUUCAUCGCCUGUGUUGAUUGGAUGACUUGCAGGAUGAUAUUAACUGGCGAUCUAGAAUUGUUUCCAUGGUCAUCCUGGUUUAUGUCACAGUAUCUUACUGUUGUUCAGCCCUUCCUUCUGUUUGAUAGCUGCAAAUGACUGAAAAGGUUGUCUAAAAAAAAUUACCAGGACUUUUAAACAAAGAAAUUGAGCGAAUAAGUACAAUUCUUUUGGAGCAAAUUUUUUAUUGAAAAAAGAAAAGUAUCAGUGUUUUGUCUUUUCAAUUAAUGAUAUAAUUAUCAUUUCUCUUAAAUUUGCCUUUCAUCUUGAAAUGUUCCAAAAACUUACAUAUGCCAAUAUACCAGAUUGUAACCAUUUCUGGUUUACUUAUGGCUUUUGUAAGAAGGUAAAAAGCACCCUAAUGAUUGGAAUAAUGUAAUUUUCUUUUAAUCAAAUCACAUUUCUUUCUGUAUGUCCUAUAUGAAUUGGGUUUGUAGUAUUAACCAGUACAUAACACUUUUUUCAUUACAAAAUACCUGGACAAAGAUUGCAGUUUCAGUAAGUCUUUCAUAAAUUUUAAACUGAUAAAAGGUGUUUAUAGAAAGUGCUCAUUUUUGUAUUAAGUGUUACUGAAUGUGUAAUUAAUUAAAUCCAUAAUCAGAA
Acipenser ruthenus (sterlet) is the source of this 4287-nucleotide messenger RNA. Its product is annotated as ankyrin repeat and SAM domain-containing protein 6-like. Gene Ontology annotation, molecular function: protein binding. The coding region runs from base 300 to 3011 and encodes 903 amino acids. Gene Ontology annotation, cellular component: cytoplasm. Lineage: Eukaryota; Metazoa; Chordata; Actinopteri; Acipenseriformes; Acipenseridae. Gene Ontology annotation, biological process: innate immune response. The record is from RefSeq and is a predicted model, not a curated record. The transcript has 16 exons.